UCUCCCUCCACCAUCAGUACACCGCCGCAGCACUCUCUAUCGUCAGAAUCCCGAUUUGGAACGGCGGUGAUCUCCCAUUCUAGACCAACGGCCAUACGUUUCGGAUCUGCCCUGGUCUCCCGUCCUCUUUAUUCACGCGCUGAGUCCACCAAGUCCGCCCUAUUUCUCCAUGUCCAGUCCGCCGCGCCUAUCCAAGACAUGAACGUUAGUCCUUAGCGGUCCUGCUGUACUACCGGAUCUGGAUCAUUCGCCGCUCCCAUCUUGAACCCCAUUCUGUCCGAAGCCUGCUGCUCCACUUGAGGCUCUCGGGAUCCUUCCCGGCCCCGUCCAGCUCUUGGAUAUAUACUGCUCCAUCGCCGCCUCAGUAAGCUAUGUCGGACCCUAGUGAGACAGGCGGCCGCCCAUUGGCCUCAUCCAUUCAGCAACCAGAAGGCAGCACUCAACCUCCAGCUCUCCGUCGCAAACGUCGUCGAAGCUCUCAGUCAUCAGAUGAACGUGUGGGCGGAACCAAGUCUAGCUCAACUCGACGUCGUCCAGGAACUAGAAAAGACAUGUCGUUCGGCCCCCACGCCGGCUCCUCCCGCGGGGACAGUUCCAUGCAACGCUCCCACAGCCCUACACAGAUGUCACCGGAACCUACGUCAGUAAAUUAUACUAGGACUGGUCGCAUUAGCAAGGCGAAGAAAGGUCUUAAAGUUCACCAUUGCGAUUGUGGAAGAUCUUACACGAGAGCAGAGCAUUUAAGACGUCACCAGAAGAACCACGCCCAAGAUGCGUUGGUCUGCAAGUUCCCAGAGUGUGGGAAGACCUUUUACAGAAUCGAUCUCCUGCAACGACAUCAGGAACGGCACACUGAAAUUGGAAAAGACUCUCGCCGCCCCUCAUUUAUGAGCCAGGGAACAACUGCAGAGCCCGAAGUCCAGGUCUCCGCGCCGGUUACUCUUCCUUCGUCCAUCGUGACGACACUUGCUCAGGCUCCGCCAUAUUAUCAGCAAACUGUCUCCCCAGUGCCGGAGCCGACUUCAGACCCAAGGUAUACAUUAAAACAGUUUCGUCCUCCUCAGAUUCCUUCUUCAGCAUUUGGUCAUGUCCUUCGUUCUUCUCCGAAUUCCAAUGCUAUCAAGCAGCAGAGGUCGUAUCACUCUAGAAAUCAUACAUCUGUCACAGUACCAGUACCAGUGGACGGGCUCCAGACAGACAUCGCCUGGAGCAAUUCAUAUAACCAAUCCCCCAAUUACUCGUCAAGUGGUUACGACUCCCCAGUGCCCUACGCCGGCGAACAUUCAAACAUGUUCGCCAAUCCCCCGUACGGACCUGGACCCAACCGUACUCGCACCUCUUCCAACGCAUCCUUCAUCGAGCCUUGGGCAUUCCCAUCGCGAUCACCUACGUCAGCUACCUCUACGAUGGCAUGUACAUGGACAUCAAAUGACAAGAGUCCGGUACCGCCAAAUUUACCCUUCCUGACCUCGACAUAUUCUAUGACGGGCAUGUCGGUCUCUGCUGCUGUUGAUCCGAUCUCCGGGUACCACAUGCCUUUCGGUCCGAAGUCGAUGGCGCUGAUAGAUGAGGAGGAACAAGCAUUUUUGUUCCCUGAGCAGUCAUUCGGUACGGCCCACAUUGCAAACACCUAUCCGCUUGAACAAUAUCUUGACAAUUACUGGAGAUUGUUUCACCCCUCUUUUCCCGUCAUCCAUCGAGCUACCUUUGACGGCAUGAACACGUCACCCAUGCUCCGUGCCGCCAUGAUUGCGAUCGGCGCGCAGUAUUCGAACGAUACCAGUGCGAAGCGAAAGUACUCCCGAAUCCUUCACGACCGCUGCAGGAAGCUCCUUGACAAGAGAGACCUAGUCAUGACUGAACCUGAACGAAUCUGCGACUACCAAGCUUUACUUCUCAUUGAAGUCCUUUCUCAGUACGCGGCUCGACGCGCCCCCAAGUCACUCUCACCCCGGUUCGAGAGUAUGUACAAGAAGCUCUCUCAAAAUUUCAGAGCGACGUCUUCAAGUGUAGCCGACAUCAUGUCCGCAAUUGUGAUACCCGAGAACGCCACCUACAAGCGUUGGAGCCAAUGGGUGGAGCUUUCUAGCCAGCAACAUCUGCUCCUGUGCUGCUACAUUUUAGAGUCCCAACAAACCACUCUCCUCGCCCGCCAGCCCCAACCUUCGAUCCUCCAAACCACUUCUGGAUUCGGCCUUCCAUUCCCUGCACACGCUGCCUUGUGGGACGCCACAGACCACACGGAAUGGGGAAUGGCUGCGCAACAGUACCUUCAUUUCCCGACAUACGUCUAUGAGAUCACACCUGAGACUAGUGUUGGCCCCUUUGACAGCUUUCAAUCUUCGCUCCUUAUCGCUGCAUAUUAUAACCACUUCAGCAACGCGAUGCCCUAUCUUUCCGGACCUUCACUCGUAGUCAUCGAUCACCUUCUCGAUCAAUCACCACUUACUAAACAUCGACUCCUUACAGCGAAACUCCUUCAAGUAACGCCUAUUCGUGAGCUGCUUGCUGUUGCUGGCGAAUCAUGGAUCUUGUCUGAGAAAGUAACUUCUCCUCCGGAUUUUGCGAACUGCAAGGCCACCCUGAGGACGUGGGUCAGUGCUCUCUGGACCCCUACUACCGAUGCGCAGAGUCAGGCUGUGAAGGACGCUCUGAAACUUGCUAUUGAAAUUAUGCAGCAUGCAAUGAUGACGCCGUUUAACAACCUCCGCCUCAAGCUAGGCGCCGACAUGGGUCUCUUCUUUGCCACUUUAGUUAUUUGGGCUGUCACUGUCGCAGCAAACACACGGAUCAAUACCCCUCAGGCACAAUGCCAACCCCUACGAUACCCUUCGCACUCCCCUCUCCCUUCUCACCCCCCUUCUGGUCAUUACCCUUCUACACCGACCCACCUCUCCGCAACCUCAGCGCAGCCUUCUCAAUCCCCGAACCCCGCCCAAUCCGCUGCGAUUGGCCUUCUCCCAAUCUCACACACGUCUCCUGCACCUGCGUUUGCGUCGAACAGCAUGCUGCACUCUGAGAUCACAAUGAAUUCGGUCAAUUUCCUCAGCAGCGCUCUUCUUGAGUUCGAUCUUCUCGGCGUAGUUCCUCAGUGGCCUCGCGACGUUGCUCAGUGGCAACAGGGCAGUGCUGCUCUCCUGCGAUGGGUGAAGAUGCGUCUUCGCAAUGGGGCUAUCGAGGGUCGAGACAGCGUUAUUGGUCUUGUUCCCACAAGUGCCGGCCCUGGUCGCGGUGGUGAUGGGCUCGGCGAGCUGAUCGAUGGAGUAAUCAACGUCCUUGAGAAGGUCAUUGGACGAGGGUGGGACGGCUGGGGGGUUUAAUACCUUCCACUAUUCUUCAUAGGCCACCCCCUUCUUCGACACAGGACUGUAACAUUCUCCGGAGUACCUACCCAUCUAAGCU
Lindgomyces ingoldianus is the source of this 3402-nucleotide messenger RNA. RefSeq lists its product as uncharacterized. Gene Ontology annotation, molecular function: DNA-binding transcription factor activity, RNA polymerase II-specific; zinc ion binding; RNA polymerase II cis-regulatory region sequence-specific DNA binding. The coding region runs from base 372 to 3320 and encodes 982 amino acids. The record is from RefSeq and is a predicted model, not a curated record. Gene Ontology annotation, cellular component: chromatin. The transcript has 7 exons. Gene Ontology annotation, biological process: regulation of transcription by RNA polymerase II; DNA-templated transcription. Lineage: Eukaryota; Fungi; Ascomycota; Dothideomycetes; Pleosporales; Lindgomycetaceae.